AUGAGACAAGACUGCGGUAGCAGGAACAGACCACCGUUGAACUCAAAGAAGAGAUCAGGGACUUUAGAGACACGCAGGACAGAAUUCUACGGACCGUUGAUGACCAGGAGCAGGCAUCUCGAAACCUUAAUAAUGCCUCGCAAGAAACGGGCAAUGAGAAAAAUUGGCAACAGCUCCGCUGCAGACGUUAAAGCUGGGAAAGCAGCUACGAGUUGUGGUGUGCCAUUUACUACCCUGAAGAGGUAUUAUUGGAAAACUGCUGGUUCCGAAAAUCUCGAUGAGGAGCGAUUCGAGCCGAAUUAUUCUGUGAACCAGAUCUUUACCGCAUCCCAAGAAGAGAAGUUGAAGGAAUAUUUUUCGCAUUGCGCUCUUCUGUUUUACGGAUUAACUGCAAGAGAAUGUCGUCAAGUGGCGUAUCAAUGUGCUAAGCUAAAUAAUAUAAAGAUGCCUAAAUCUUGGACAGACAAUGAAAUGGCGGGUAAGGACUGGUUAACUUUGUUCAAACGUAGGAACAGGUUUUCUUCCAGGAGACCAGAACCUUGUAGCCUAGCAAGAGCUACAGCCUUCAACCGAAACAACGUCAAUAAUUUUUACAAUAAUUUAGAAGAUCUGAUCAAGAGAAACUCGGCUUUUGCAAAUGGUACCCGUAUAUUUAAUCUGGAUGAAACAUCAACGACAACAGUGCAAAAGCCUCAAAAAGUAAUAGCACCAUUAGGCAGAAAAUGCAUUGGAAAAGUCACAAGUGGUGAGAGAGGAACUUUGGUAACCACAUGCUGCAUUGUAAGUGCCAGCGGCAACGCUUUGCCACCAGUUAUGAUAUUUCCUAGGAAAAAAUUCAAAGAUCAUAUGAUCAAAAACACACCUGCAGGAACACUCGGCUUAGCAACGCCUAGUGGAUGGAUGAACGCGGAUAGUUUCACAGAAGUAAUGAAACAUUUUAUCAAGCAUACGAACUCUUGCAAAGAAAAUCCUAGUAUGUUGGUAAUGGAUAACCACGAGUCACAUUUGAGCAUUGAAGCCAUACAGUUGGCAAAAGAUUGUGGAGUCAAUCUCCUCACUAUUCAUCCCCACACUUCGGGGAAAUUACAACCACUUGACGUGGGAGUAUUUAGCGCGUUCAAAGUAUAUUAUAAUGCUGGCAUCGAUUCCUGGCUUAUGACACAUCCUGGAAAGCCUGUUACCAUAUAUGACUUAGGUGAAAUCAUUGGGGCAGCCUUUCUUAAAGCAAUGACCCCAACAAACAUUACCAGGGCUUUUGCAAAAUGUGGUAUUUACCCAUUCGACAGAAACCUUUUUACAGACGAGGACUUUCUGCCAAGUACAGUAACAGAUCGUCCAGGUCCCUGUUCAGACUGUUUGCCACGUGAAGAAGGGCUCAUAAACACUUGUGCAACAUCAGAAAAACCAUGCUCACCAACGUUGGGUACUUCGACGACACAACCAAGUCAAAUUGAAACCACUGUUGUGUCUAUCAACCAUCAAUCCAUUUCUAAAGAAGUGGAAACGAAGAACCUGUCCGAUGAAGAUUCAAUUUUGACAAAAACAAAAGUAUCCAAUACCGUUUCAGUUCCAUCAGGACUCCAGUCAUUAAAAAUAUUAGCUCCUGAAGUGCUCAUAUCAGCAAUUUCUUCGAACAAACUUCCACCCAAGCCAUAUAUAAUUACCCCGACACAAGACGUUGCUUUGACACCAUCCAUUUCUCAAUCAGCUGAGAAUACUUUUACAUCUCCGUUUGAGUUUAGAGACCCAAUAAAGGCUGGACCUAGAACAACUACCCGCAAGCGAAGGAAACCAGGCCGUAGCAUGAUUCUUACUGACACACCGGAAAAAGUUCGUCUAGAACAAGAAAAAAUAGCUGCUAAAAGUAAAAACACUAAUAAGAAGGGAAAAGUCACUCGAAAAUUAUUACAAAGUGAUGAAGAAGAUAAUGAUCAAGAGAAGGAAACAGUGGAAUAUGCUGAAUCUGAUGAUGAUACAGACUGGGCAGCAGAAGAUGAAGACGAAAACUCUGACGAAGAAUUAGUGAUUAUAACUGAAAGGCACCUAACCAAAUCUCUAACUCGUGCGCCACUAGAGGGCGAAUAUGUGAUUGUACAAUUUACAACAAAAAAACUUACAUCGCUUUACGUUGGAAAGGUGAUAGAAGGUAGAAAUGAGAAUAAUGAAUUCUACAGAUCAUUUCUGAGGCGUACGCCUGGUACUAGCAAAUUUCACAUGCCUGAUAAGCCUGACCUUUCUGUUAUAAAAGAAAAUAAUUAUACGACUAUCAUUAUGGCUCUCACCGCUGCUGAAAAGCAGCGACUCUAUAGGGAGAAGCGUAAACUAAAUCCAGAAAAAGAAGCAGAAGCUAAAAGAAAGGAUUUAGAGAGAUAUCAUAAAAAUAAACGCUUGAUAAAAGACAUGACUCCGCGUGAACAUCGACUAUGGCGAGUUGCGAAUGCCAAAAGAAAAGAUCGCCAAAGAGCACUUCGAAUAGUUAUGAAUACGCCAGAGUCAACGCCUAGAGCUGAGACGCCUCCACCUCCUGCAUCUGAUAGUGCUAUACCGCUUUUUUCACUAAGAUUUACCACUCCUCGACUCUCUACUCCUCAGCCUUCGACUCCAAAAUACUGUAAUGAAAGUGCAAAAGCUCGUGGUAGAAAAAAACUUCUGAAAGACAGUAGCAAAGUGAAGAUGUACCUUAUACUUGAUAAAGACUUUGAAAACAUGGCGAGAGAAAUUCCAACAGAAAUAGUUCCUUUAUAUGGCACAAUGAAAGUACAUCAAGUUUUUACAGAAGAAAUGGCAUCGCUGAAGUAUCGAGAGUUGAGCUAUUUCAGGAACAGGAAAUCAAUUAUUUACAAUGCUGUAUACAGUUCGGACUCGGAAUCUAGUGAUGAUCAACCUGGAUUGUCAAAGGGAAAAGAUGAUGAUAACAAGUUAAUUGAGAAGGAGAAUGUUCAUCCCGGUAAAAUCAAAGAAGGAGUCUACGUUCUAGUAAAAAUUUGCUCUUCUAAAAACUAAUACCUUGGAAAAGCGUUAAAUGGAGUAGACGAUGAUGGAGAAGUAAAAAUAGUAUUCUUGAAGUCUCUCUCUUGAAUGAUAUAUCACAUGAACAAUAUGAAAGUUUGAUAAGAAUUGUUUCUGAACCUAAAAAG
Acanthoscelides obtectus is the source of this 3137-nucleotide messenger RNA. The record is from the annotation of a GenBank genome assembly. Lineage: Eukaryota; Metazoa; Arthropoda; Insecta; Coleoptera; Chrysomelidae.